Messenger RNA from Pseudogymnoascus verrucosus, 1888 nucleotides. RefSeq lists its product as uncharacterized. The transcript has a single exon. Gene Ontology annotation, biological process: mRNA splicing, via spliceosome. The coding region runs from base 130 to 1713 and encodes 527 amino acids. Gene Ontology annotation, cellular component: catalytic step 2 spliceosome. Gene Ontology annotation, molecular function: mRNA binding; protein binding. Lineage: Eukaryota; Fungi; Ascomycota; Leotiomycetes; Thelebolales; Thelebolaceae. The record is from RefSeq and is a predicted model, not a curated record.
CUGAUAACAGCAAACCGAUCACGUGACCACUUAUUUAUCGCCGCGAACCUCUCAGCCAACCUUAAAUUUCCUGAGUCCAGAACGUCAACAUCCACAGCUCUCCCAAACAACCUCACACCACACACAACCAUGGCGGACCUCAACGCCUACCCAGCGGACAUGGCGCCCCAAAACGCGCUGGUCGCGCGCCAGCUCUCCGGCCCCGACCACGCCGUCGUACCCUACAGCGCCGAAAACCUGUCGCGCCCCACGCAAGGGCCCGCGAACCCAUUUAAAGACGACGUGAAUAGCUUGAAGCGCAAGAACGUGCCGACGGGGUUCGCGCAGGAGACGUACAUGAGCGAACAUACGUUCCGGUCGCAGCAGCUUGCUGGGGUGAGGGGCGCGAGGGGGGGGAUGACGGGCCCGGAACUGAAGGCGGAGGCGGAGCGGAUAAAGGCGAAGAGGAUGAAGAGGGGGGAUGCGCUGGUGGUGGAGGGGGAGGGGGAGUAUGUUGGGCCGUGGGCGGGGUAUAAGAGGGCGGAGUAUGAGGAGAGGGAUGCGGAGGAUGGGGGGGAGUUGGGGAGCGGGGAGGAGUAUGAGGAGGUUACGGAUGAGGAGGGGGUGGUGGAGAGUGGGACGGUGGUGAAGGCGCUGCCGCAGGCUGUGGCGAAGAGGAAGGAGGAGGAGGGACAAGGGGGGGAGACGACGACGUUUCAUGGGGAGGAGGAACGCGAUUAUCAGGGCAGGACGUAUAUGCAUGUUCCGCAGGACUUGGAUGUGGAUCUGAGGAAGGAGGAGGGAAGCAUCAAGAACUUCGUGCCGAAGAAGUUGAUACAUACGUGGAAGGGACAUACCAAGCCUGUCGUGGCGCUGCGCUUCUUCCCGAGCAGCGGACAUGUCAUGCUCAGCGCCAGCGCGGACUCGACUGUCAAGCUAUGGGACGUUUACCACCAGCGCGAGCUCCUGCGUACGUUCUCCGGCCACACCAAGGCGCUGUCGGAUAUCACUUUCAACACUUCCGGCUCGCAAUUCCUCUCCGCAUCAUAUGAUCGCAUGAUCAAGCUCUGGGACACCGAGACGGGCCAAUGCAUCAACCGCUUCACGACGGGCAAGACCCCGCACGUGGUGCGCUUCAACCCCGACCCGGAGAACGCGCACGAGUUCCUGGCUGGUAUGAGCGAUAAGAAGAUCGUGCAGUUCGAUACGCGCACGCGCGCCAUCGUGCAGGAGUACGAUCACCAUCUCGCAGCUGUCAAUACGCUCACCUUCGUCGACGAGGCGAGGCGCUUCAUCUCGACGUCUGAUGAUAAGAGUUUAAGAGCCUGGGACUACCAUAUACCCGUCCCGAUCAAGUACGUUGCUGAGCCAUACAUGUACCCUCUCGUGCGCUCGUACGCCCAUCCGAACGGCAAGGCGGUGCUGUUCCAGAGCGCGGAUAACCAGAUCGUGGUAUACGCUGCUGGGGACAAGUUCAGGCAGAACAGGAAGAAGGUGUACAAGGGGCACAACAACGCGGGAUACGCGAUUGAUGUUGUGGUGAGCCCUGAUGGGCAGUUCGUGGCCAGUGGUGAUAGUGGGGGUUAUGUGUGCGUGUGGGACUGGAAGACGUGUAAGAUGUGGCAUAAGAUUAAGGUUGCCGAGGGGGCGGUGACGGCGCUGGCGUGGCAGCCGCAGGAGAGUAGUCGUGUGGCGGCGGCAGGGUUGGAUGGGAAGAUUAGGUAUUUUGAUUAAUGGAAAAGGGAUGAGAUUGGGAUUGUGAGCAUAUGGUGGUGGGAUUGCAGAUGGCGUUUUCGGGCAGCGGGAGGGAAGGGGGUUACAUGUAAUUCUAAGCGUUGCUCUGAGGGUAGUUCUUGAAGCUAGACUACUUUACCCUAAGGAUGAAAUCUAGAUAUGAUAUUGGCAAGCA